UCAACCUCAUUAGGCUCCUGCCCAGGAGCAAAUCGCUUCGUAACCGUGCACCGCUUAAUUGAUUAUUAGCACAAGUUUAUUGGUUUUGACUGUCGCAAUGGAGGGGGACUGUGGCGUGGCUGAAGAUUUCGACUGUUCACGCCUUCUGUGUGAGGAACUGGAGGAUUUGGAAACAAAGAUUUACCAGAGGAGGACGAGGAGGUGGCAGAGGGACGAAGGGGAAGAGGAGGAAGGAUUUAAUCAGAGCAAGGAUGAAGAGGCUGGAGUGGAGGCAGACCAAGAACAGGGGGAUGAGGAUAAAGAAAAGAAAGUUGUUGUGUCAGAAACGCAGCGGACGGCAGCAGAGGGAGAAGAGGAGGAGCAGGCGAACCCAGAGAGUAAGUGUGGAGCAGAGGAGACCGAGGAGGUUCAGGUGGAACACGAGAUUGAGAACAUCAAGGAAACAAUCGCUGAAGAGCCAGAGGACAAAGAUACAAGAAGUCCAGAGGAGAGGGACGAAAAGAAAAAGAGCAGGAAGCGGCGAGGGAGGAAGCAAAGUGAGCGGGUAAAAAACAGGAGAAGUUUAAAAGAUGUUAGCGAGCAGUUCGUGGAGAAGGAGAGUCGAACACAGGAGGCGUCAGCCGUGAACUCUGAGGAGAGGUUGUCUCCGUCGGAGCCUCCCGUUGGACUGACAGACAGCUGUGGCCUCUCGGAUCCCGUCCACCUGGACUCUGAGGGGCCGGGGACGCAUGUCCCUCUCCCCCCGCCGCACUCCUCCCAGCCUCCAGCCUCCAUCCAACCUGCACCUCCUCAGCCCGAAGGGACAAAAAGGCCUCACAGCCCUCCUCCACCUCUCCAUGUCCACCAGCAGGGCCUUCAGCCGCUCGAGAUGGAGAUAACCCAGGUCCACUCCACCCGACGCUCCAUCCGCUACAGCAGCAGGGGACAAGGCCGCGCUCUGAGCGUCCCUCUGCUGCCGGCAUUAGAAACUGUGGACAACUGCAUGCUUCCCCCUGCACAGAAGAAGAAAACUCGAACACUCUACAGUACCGAUCAGUUAGACCACCUAGAGGCCUUGUUCCAGGGGGACCACUAUCCUGACGCAGAGAAGAGGAAAGUCAUCGCGGCGUCAGUUGGUGUCACACCGCAAAGGAUUAUGGUCUGGUUUCAGAACCGCCGGGCUAAGUGGAGGAAGGCGGAGCGAUCCAAUACGGCAAGAGUUGACCACAGACUGAGCAAAGUUGGAUGCAGCAGAAGCAGCCCCCCACAUCACCACAUCAAUCCCACCCUGCCCUCACUGGCCCCCAGCAGUAAGGGACCUUGUUUUUCCAGUCACUGUGCCACUCAGCUUGCCCCUGCAGCAAAUUUUUUCCCCAACCUGCCCAACCAGACUCCGCCCCCAUACAACAACCUUCUGGCGAGCCCAGGUCAACCCAGAGGGAGGGAUGUGGGCCAGCACCAGCUUUCCUCUCAGGGGGGGUUGGCAGAGUACCACCCCCGCCCCUUGCCGAGCCCUCCCCCGUUGCGUCGAGCCAGUCUCCCUAUUUUUCCAGUGGCUUACAACCCUGCAAACCCAACUCCUCCUCCUCCUCUCCUUAAAACCCUGGCUCACACCCCACCUCUGUUCCUGGACGCCCUGGAGGGGGGCUCCGCAUUGGCCCACCGCGACGCCCAGUCACUGCAGACUGACGCCUGUUCUUUCUUCGAAUUUGGGGAGAAGUUUGACUUCUUGACCUCAGGCCAGCAGAACAACCCCCUCUCCUACCAGCUGCAGACCUCUUACUCCUCCACCCAGCACCAAACUCAAGCAUCUCUGCCCUGCAUGACCUACCUCACCCCCUCCCCCUACCUCCCCCCCAACCCUCCGGAAUCCAACCCUACCUCGUACCUGACCUUUGGCCCCGGAGGAAACUCCACUGGGAUGGUGACCUAUUCGACGGGAAGCCACGCUUACUUGCAGAGCACCGGACAAAUACUUCUGCAGUCGGCAGGUCAUCGCGGGGGGAUCACCGCGUACCAGUCGUACCCGUGGGGCGGACUGUACAGUCAACCAGCCCUACACCAGCGGACUCCGUGCCCUCCAAUUUACCCCGGCAGCUUGGAAGGUGCUCGAGAUCAUCAGCCCUCCUCCACCACCCUGCCUCCACCUUCCUUCUUCGCCCAGGGGGACCAGGGCUCCUCGCAUGUAACCUCUGAAUGCUCAUCACACAACCAUACGCACAACUCCAGCAGCAGCAGCACCGUCCUCCCCCCAGUGUCCACCCUGCGGCCUUCUCGCCUCCGAGCAGAGAUCACUCCGGCCAAAGCUGCCUCCCUGCUGUCUUCUCAGGUCAGCCCUGCUUCUCCAGACAGCUCUCCGGGGCCCCCUGGUGCCAAAAUGGAGUAUGACAGCCCUCGAGAGAUUCACAGCCACUUUCAAUGCGAAUUCUCCCCCAUACACUUUUGACUACUAACUAUGUUUGUGUGAGAGAGUGCGAUCAAAGUAUCGGUGUUGAUAUAGCCUGUGUAAAUGGGAGUAUUUCUGUAUUUGUAUUACUGUUAGGAUGCUGGUUGAAAUAUUAUUAUAAGCUGCAUUUAGCUUGACUUCAAUAAAUGCACAUUGUUCUGCCAAUCCUUUUUUAUUUUUACGUUAAACUCUCUUGAUUUAAAUAACAGUCUCCAUCAUCAUAUUAUUAUUCAACAUUUCAUUGCACCAGGGAACAGUGUUUUAUUGAGACAAUUUAGUUACAAGCCCGACUGAGAGGGGCGUGGGAGGUGGGUUAAUAGCCGAGCGUAAUUGUUUUCCUCAUCCUCUUCGGUAUAUAUGUGUGUUCACAAAUCAUAAACAUUUUUAAUUAAGUUUUUGAACCCAGUCACACCCAUGAGCCUUGAUUACAG
Pungitius pungitius (ninespine stickleback) is the source of this 2856-nucleotide messenger RNA. RefSeq names its product homeobox protein NOBOX-like. The coding region runs from base 98 to 2425 and encodes 775 amino acids. The record is from RefSeq and is a predicted model, not a curated record. Gene Ontology annotation, biological process: regulation of transcription by RNA polymerase II. The transcript has 9 exons. Lineage: Eukaryota; Metazoa; Chordata; Actinopteri; Perciformes; Gasterosteidae. Gene Ontology annotation, molecular function: RNA polymerase II cis-regulatory region sequence-specific DNA binding; DNA-binding transcription factor activity, RNA polymerase II-specific.